AUGUCCACAUCAACAACAUUACAGGGGAGAAUGGUCGGCCCCCUGGACAAACGAAGGCGGAUGACGCGCUGCCUCGGCUGCGCCAAACGACGCAUCAAGUGCGAAGGGGGAUUUCCCUGUGUUCAUUGCUGUCGACAAAACACGAUAUGCAUUGCCCAGCAGCACUCGGGACAUGGUAUGACCAAGUUUGUCAACAAAAACCAGCAAGAUGAUUUUUGUGCACGCCGUCAAAGUUCGUAUCAGAACAAGAUCUCUAUUCCCAAUAGGAAAGCUCCCGGGGUUCAUCCACUCGAUUUCAUCCGAAAAGAUGAGGGUACCCGCCUUCUCCAUUAUUUCGCUUCUUUUAUUCAGCACAACAUGUUCACGAUGAGCUUCGCAUCCAUAGUUUCGGACUUACUUCCCUUAAUUUCAACAUCACCGGUUCUGUACCAUGCAGUGAUAGCUGUUGGUGCUAUGGAUGCGAACCGACAUACCGGUGGACGCGUAUCAAAGGGAGAGAAAUCCCCCUAUGUCGAUGCUAUGACCUCUUACCAUAGGUCAAUGGGUAUUCUGCAGCUUAGUCUGGGAAAUAGAGAUGUGAUGCAACGGGAGGAUAUCCUCUGGGCUAUAUUUUUCCUGGGGUUGUUUGAGUUGCUCUCGGACGAAUCCGGUGAAGGCUGGGUUAAGCACAUGCUCUAUGGAACAUCAAAAAUGCUACAGCUUGCAGGACCAACCAAUUGUAUGUCAUCGGCCCGAAGGAUAUUCUACGACCUGUUUCGUGUUCUAGAAGCCAGCCGAGCAUUACUCUAUAAUGAAGAAACUAUCCUUUCCCAGCAAUGCUGGUUUGCACUCCAAAAAUCUCUGUCAAGCAGUGCCACUCUAUGGGACCCCAUGGAAGAAAUUAUAACCCUCAUGAUCGAGACAUCUGCCUUCAGCCUGCGAGCCGGUGCUAUAAUUGAGAAGAUUCCAGAAGCGGAACGGUUCACAGAUCCAUCAGUUGCUCUGAUCGCAGCUGAAGGACUCGAUGUCCAAGAAACUAUCUAUAACUGGCACACGAAAGCGUUGCUGCAGCUUGUCCAGGACGGUCCCAAUCAUUAUUCGAACUUAGCUUUGCUAUAUUAUCAUGCUCUGCUAAUCUUUGUGUCUGGAAAUUAUGAUUAUUUCCCAUACUGGGACAAUAUCGCAGCCCCAGUAUUAUCCCAUGCUGAAAUUUCUGAACACCUUACUACGAUAGUGUAUCUCUCGAGCGAAGUGCUGUGUCACUCCAAGAUUGCAGGUGUGAUGUUGCUCUUCCCAUUAACCGUCGCAGGAGCUAGAGCCUGGAGAGUUGACCAAAGAUCAGAGAUACUGAAUCUGCUCAACCAGAUCUUCUGUAAAGGAUUCAUGGUUGCAAACAGGAUACGGGAUAAUUUGUUAGAACGAUGGGACUACACCGACCGGAAAGGGAUAAUUAAUUUGCCCACAUGA
Molecule: messenger RNA, 1446 nt
Organism: Penicillium crustosum
Lineage: Eukaryota; Fungi; Ascomycota; Eurotiomycetes; Eurotiales; Aspergillaceae
Exons: 4
Coding region: 1-1446 (481 amino acids)
Biological process (GO): regulation of DNA-templated transcription
Molecular function (GO): zinc ion binding; DNA-binding transcription factor activity, RNA polymerase II-specific
Source: RefSeq, a predicted model, not a curated record